AGCCCCGCAGCAGCAUGGCGGCGCUGGCGCGGUGGGCGCGGGCCGCGCUGCGGCCGGGGGCGGAGCGGUGGUACCGGGCGCUGUGUGGGGCCGCCGCCGUCCCCCCGCUCCCGCCGCCUCCUUCCCCCUCACCUCCGCCUCCCUCCCCCUCACCUCCGCCCCCCAACUCCUCCGCCGGGGGCCGGGCGCUGGCGGCGGCGCUGGGUGCCGGGACGGCGGCGCUGCUGCUGCUGUGGGCCCGGCAGGGCGAGGGGCACCGGUCCGCUCUGCCCGCGCUGCGCGCCGCCGUGCCCGCGCCUCCGCCCGCCUCGCCCCGCGCCGCCUUCAACUUCAUCGCUGACGUGGUGGAGAAGACGGCGCCCGCGCUGGUCUAUGUGGAGAUCAUGGGCAGGCAUCCCUUUUCGGGCCGCGAGGUGCCCAUCUCCAAUGGCUCUGGCUUCCUGGUGUCUCCGGACGGGCUCAUUGUGACCAACGCUCACGUGGUGGCGAACCGGCGGCGCGUGCGGGUGAAGCUGGCCAGCGGGGAGCAGUACGAUGCCGUGGUGCAGGACGUUGACCAGGUCGCAGACAUCGCUACCAUCAAGAUCAAACCGAAGCACCCGCUGCCCACGCUGCCCCUUGGGCGUUCCUCUGAGGUGCGGCAGGGAGAGUUCGUGGUGGCCAUGGGCAGCCCCUUCGCCCUGCAGAACACCAUCACCUCUGGCAUUGUCAGCUCUGCGCAGCGGGGCAGCCGGGAGCUGGGGCUUGCCGCCUCUGACAUGGAAUACAUCCAGACCGACGCUGCCAUCGAUUUUGGGAACUCCGGGGGCCCCCUCGUCAACUUGGACGGUGAAGUGAUUGGGGUGAACACCAUGAAGGUGACAUCAGGCAUCUCCUUUGCCAUCCCCUCUGACCGGCUGCGGAAGUUCCUGCAAAAGGAGGAGCGCAAAAGCUCUUGGUUUGGCAGCACAGAGACAAAGCGCCGCUACAUUGGGGUGAUGAUGCUGACUCUUACACCCAGCAUCCUGGCUGAGCUGAAGCUGCGGGACCCCAGCUUCCCCGACGUCUCCUAUGGAGUGCUAAUCCACAAGGUGAUCAUCGGCUCUCCAGCCCAUCAGGCCGGGGUGAAGGCGGGUGACGUGGUGCUGGAGAUCAACGGGCAGGCGUCACGCCGCGCCGAGGACGUGUAUGAGGCGGUGCGGACACAGCAGAGCCUGACCCUGCUGCUGCGGCGCGGCCACGACACGCUGCUGCUGAGCGUCAUCCCCGAGGCCACCGAGUAGCGGAGCUGCUGUGUGGGGCAGGACGUGCAGGACUGAGCCGUGUCCACGAGCUGCGCACGGACACGCUGAGACCCUUGUGGGGACUGGAGGGCGCCCGGCCCGGUGCUGGGGUGGACUCAUGGAGCAGCCCCUUCCCUUUGUACUCAAAUAAAGCACUUUUAUAGGGACCCCCCAGUGCUGUGGGGUCUCCUGCCCACA
This is a messenger RNA of Pezoporus flaviventris, 1460 nucleotides long. It is a transcript of the gene HTRA2, whose product is annotated as HtrA serine peptidase 2. The record is from RefSeq and is a predicted model, not a curated record. Gene Ontology annotation, molecular function: protein binding; serine-type endopeptidase activity. Bases 15 to 1262 code for a protein of 415 amino acids. Lineage: Eukaryota; Metazoa; Chordata; Aves; Psittaciformes; Psittacidae. Gene Ontology annotation, biological process: programmed cell death; positive regulation of apoptotic process; proteolysis. Gene Ontology annotation, cellular component: mitochondrion. The transcript is spliced from 8 exons.